AUGCUGUCAUCCGGAGUAGAGACUCAGCCAGUUCCACUUGGUUCCUCCAUGUCUGCUGUGGUACAGGAAUUAUACUCUGAACUCCCAGGGAGUGUCUCCAAAGAGCUUCACGGUGACUGUGAGCCAAGUGGGAUUCCAGAUGUAAAACCCGGAACCUCCAGGGCCCUUAACAGUCAGAAUAGGACAUUGCCCUUGGAACAGCAGAGGACUCAUGUGGAAAGGUGUGGCGAAGAAAAAGCGGAGACCUUGGAUGAUGGGGGUGAGCUUGGGUGGUGCGGGCUGGUGGACUCCACAGCAGGAGGCUCUGUGACUUCUGGGAUUUUGGAUAGGGAAGCAGAAACCAAGGGCAUGGAGCUAAAGGUCUUCAGAGAUCAAGGGAACCCGGAAGAAGUUGUAAGACACCCCAGUGAGGGAACAAAGGAAGACCCCAGUCAACAUUCCACAGUUGCUGAAGAAAAGAUCAGCCCAAGUCAGGAGGAGCUCUUGGUACAUUCGAGGCAAGAACUUUUAUGUGCUGACCUCCCUGAAGAUUUUCGAAGGAGCAAAGAAGGAAAUACACAGAUUACAAUGGAAACUCUGCUCCAGUCUCCUGAAAAAGUACAAGGUAUGAAGGUCAAUGAGGCCAAGAUGGAUACUAAUGAAGGACACGGGCAUGGCAAUGUGAGUAAAGAUCUCUCCACUGGGUGCAGCGAAUACCCAGAAGUAGACAGAAUCAUGGCCAGUGGUGAGGUUUCCAACACCAGCCCGUUAGUUUCCAUAGAGCCUGUAACAGUUGUGGACUCUGGAUUAACAGAAGCAACUUGUAAAGAAAAAGAAUGUGAAGAAUUAAAACCUUGUCCUUCUUCAUUGUCAUUAUUACCAGGGAACAGUGCCAUUUCCAAAGUGGACAAUGGGAAGGAGCCGUUGUAUAGAUUAAACCUUGUCUGUGAAGCAGAUGACAAUCACCAGCACGUUCUCAGCCACCAUGAUGAAACACACAGUUCUGCACGCGGCAGCCCCGUGUCCAUGAAAAGUGUAGUUGUCAUAGAACUCUUGGACAAACAUGAUAAAAUUUCAUCUUGCACAUCCAGCGGACCCGAUGUAGACUCCAGAACAACAUCUCUAGAAGAAUGUGGUCAGAAGGAUAAUGGCUUGAUGGAGGGAUCCACUGAAAAGAUAGCGACUUCUUGUUUUGAUGAUCAGAGCAAGAACUUGGCAUCCAGAGAGAAAAAUGAAGACCCGCUUUGGAACCCUAAGAAUGAAAAGGGGCUGCAGUCUUCUGUUAAUCCUGCACAAGCAGAAGAGGAUGUUAAUGGGCAUCAUUCUGACUGUUCUGGUGAUUCUGUAACAGAAAAUACUCCUAGUAACUGUUCCAUUCCAGGCAGUAUCCACAGAGUGAACUCUAGCUCAUUAAUGACCAGUUGUUUGACUGCAGGCACGGGAGUAAAAUUAAAAGAGAAUUAUUUGAAAAUCACUUCAGACAUUGAAGGAAGCUUGAUCACCCAUGAGGACCAGAGAGAAACUUCUGCUCAUGUUAGCCAUCUAGGCAGACACGAUGAACAAUGCCAUUUUUCCUCAUUGAUGCAGGGUGAAGAGCCAGAACAUGCAGCCACAGGAGAUCCCACUGUGUUAAGGGAAAAGAUUUACAAUAAAGACUCUCAAUCCAUUGUGACUAUAAUGCCAGAGAGUCUGAUGAGUCCAGCAAAUGAGAUGUCAGAACCCAGGAGUAUUACUGUUCCGGAGCUUGAAUCUACAUCUGAUUCAGAUAAAACUCAACAAACCUCAAAUAAAGAUAUUCCACAUGGAGGGGAGCAGAGCAUUGAUUGUGAGCUUAGUGAACUUUCUUCUACUGAUGCAGUGGCUGUAAACAAAGGAGAAAGUGAAUGUGUUUUAAAUCAACAAGUGUCCCUUAAUUCUCAAGACCAUGUGAAGUUGCCAGCUGACUCCCUACAAAAUAUAAACAAAGCAACCCUGGGAACAGCAAGUGAGGACUUUGAGGAGAGCCAUUUCUGUCCAUUGGAGCCUGGAGCAGACAACACUGCUGGUACCCAAAUCAUUCCCAUUAAGACUGACAUGAAAGUCAUAUCUCCAUCAGGUCGUAAAACCGGGGGCACCUCUUCCAACACUUCCACCUUAAACAUCAACCCAGGAAUCCCAGAACUUAAAAAGAGGGUGACAGGUUCUGGAACAGAAGAUCUACUACAUUCCAAGAAGAAAACAGCCACAUUUCCUCAAGAGAUCUCUGCCACAAAAUGUCGAAAUGUUCAAUCUCAGAAUAAAAGUGGCUGCCAUUGUGUAAAUAAAAAUACGUCAGAGGGCCUGCUGUCUGCCUGUACUCGUGUUGAGUCUGGCACCACCAUCCUGGAAGGAGAAAAUCCUUUGAUAAAAUGUGAAGACACAUUUCAGAAAAGUGAUCACCGCUCCCAAGGAACAAAAAACUCAGUGGAGAAUUGUGUUCAUGAAGGGAAUGAGACCCUGGAGGGAAAUGAACUUGACAGGAGAGACACUGAAGAUCACCUCCAAGGUUGGAUCAGAGAGGAAACAACAGUAGACAUGCUAAGUAAUGGGGCCCCAGAUGCAGUCACUUGUACCACCAGUCACAUCAAACACAGUGAGCAACACCUGGAAGGAAGGGGACAAGAUUCCUCCAGAGACACUGUGUUUUGUAAAGACAGUGUCUCUGAUUGUGUUCCACAGGGACUAAACCAGUCUGCAAACAUUCCAAGUCCUGAAAAACUGUUGGACCAGUCUCCUAAUCUUACAUCCUCCUAUUGUAAAAACGUGAACCAAGCAGAAGAAAGUCAGACUCAGAGAGCAGGUGAAGCCAUCAACUGCUGGAGAAAGCACAACAGACCAGAUAGGUGGAGAAAUGAAGAAAAAGCAGCUAAACAGACACAAGAUAGUGAGCAGAAGGAAAUCAUCUCAGAGUCGGACAGAGACCAGAGCUACGACCAAAAGGACUUGGUGCCUCAUUUAGGCGGUAAUCACCUGCCUUCCUGCGGGAGUCCAAAGAAAGAGGGUUUUAAAAGAUCCUUUGAGAGUCAUUUGCAUUAUAAAGACUCUGCAAGCAGCCUGGUAGACACUGUCUCCACAGACUGUGGUGAUGAGCCUGGAGAAGGAGUCCUGGACAGAAAGGCAUCUGCUGUUGACCAGGACCCUGAUUUCCCUGGUGCCUCUGCCUCGACAGUAGAAUCUCUUGUUAAGAAAAAAUCAUGUGAAGAGAAAGUGUGCAGAUCUUUAGAAAGCUGUGAAGUAGAAUUGUAUAGACACUCAUGUGCCCUUGAGGCAGAGGCCGAUGCCAGGUGUGCGCCAAAUGCCGGAACCUUGGCUCCAGGAAAUGUGUCUUUGAAUUCUGUUCAUCAUAAUCAGCAAGUUAACGGAGCAUUGCAGAGAGAACCAGCAGUGAUGGGUGAAGGACUAAGUCAAGAGUCUGAGCUCAACAAGGGAAAUGCUUUGGAAAUUUCUUCAAGAGCGUCAGUGUCUUCUAGUUGCCAAGAGGAGAACUCUGUUCACCUAAGGAGCUGCUUCUCUGAGAGAAUGCCUUCGUAUCUGUCUGCUCGAAAAAACUCAGCAGCUGAUGUUAAUAAUGCACUGGGUGGCGCAACUAAGCUAAGAAAUCGUUUCAAACCAAAAGAUGGUGAGAUACUUUGUGAAGGUGUAAAAGCUUUCACAGUUCUGCCUGAGAAAAAGGAAGACCCUCCAGGGGGGAGGAGUAGUCCUGGUGAAGGAGCCAGUGUAUGUGUAAAAAGUGACAGGCCAAGAGUUUGUUACUCUGAUGACAGACAUCUGCCUGUGACACUGGAAGAAACUGAAGUGAAAAGUAAUGAAAUCCGAGAACACCAGGGGGAACCACUGGAUCACUUAACUUGCGGGGGGGAGUCCGAAGACGGGAUGCCUAGAGAAGAUGGUAGUGAUGAUACGAGCAAGAUUUCUCACACCCACUUUAUAGGUGACAGGAUGGUUGGUUUUGCUGAGAAACAGCACAACCAGGCUUUGGAUAACCUGUUGCAGAAGGAAGAGAGACAUAAAAAACAAAAAAGAGCACAUGCUGUGUUGGAACAGUGCACAUCGCUUGAUAGCUUGUCUGAUGAGGUACUAAAAAAGAACCCCCCUAAAGAAGAAGAACAUAAGCCCACUGUAAUGAAGGAAACCCCCCUUGCCAAGCUGACCAGGGGCGAUACUACUGCAGAGUCUCAAAAGCUGAAAGACGGAAAGGUAGAAAGCGGCCAUCAUCCACUGAAGAAGGACCUGGAAUUGUCCCCAGGGCCCAGGCUUCCUGGCGCCCCUCAGAAAGCACAAGAUCCCCACUCUGCCAGGUGUGAUGAGCUACGUGGUGCCUUUGGGAACACUUCACAUCGGAAACAAGUGCUUCCCUUAAAGAAGCAACCACCUCGAACAUGUAAAAGGACUUCCUAUCAGGAUCUAGCAAAGGUGGGCAGAAAACUGGGGAAAAUCCGAAACACCACCCUUUUAAAGAGUUCCAGAGAAUCCAUUCCCACAAAAGAGCCCAGACUUCUCCAUUCAUCUUCUCUGCCUCCCCCUGCCCAAGUGGCUUCCGAGCCCAUUGUGCCCGGGAGCUUAACUCACCAUAUACCAAAGCAGUGGGCUGCUCCGUGCCAUCUCUUGAGAAAGCUUACCAAAGAAUCAGCCUUACUGAGCAAGCUGUCCGUCCUCGCACGGAAGCUGGCCCCAGAUCCUAAGACCCAGAAAUUGAGAUAUUGGCGCUGCUCCUCUGAACUCCUUCCAGUGGCUAAAAGUUAUAAGAGGCUCCGCUAUAGAAGGUUCCUGGAUGGCUUCUCCUCGAAUACGAUGCAGCUGGAUCCCUGUUUGGCAGCUAGCAGGUGGAACAAGACACCUGGCAGCAAACCUGUGGCACUUUACCCUCUGGAAGCCAUCAAGCUGAACUUGGUAGAUUUGAGCCACAAGAUGCCAUCCCUGCUGUUGGGCUCUGAGAUUCUCCCCAUGUCCUUGGACGUGAACUCAGGUUUGGACUGCAUGGCCGAGGCCUCAGUGACCUUCCCCGAGCACUGUGCCCCAGAAGGGCUUGCCUUAGGAGAGGCCCCCAGGUGCUCAGCGCAGCCUCCCAAGUGGACUUUCUCUUUCUUCUUCUCACACGGCAGUUCUGGGACGGCCACAUUCAGGGAAGACACCCACCUGCAGAGUUGGGCCUGCGGCCAGGCUCCCUCAGUUCCCCUCACUCCCCUCCACAGCUCUGGCAGUACCGCCCUAGUGCAGAGCAGAGCUGGUGUCUCUGUCCUCGGCCUUCACACGCUGCUAGCACUUUGUUCCCCUGGCUGUUACCGGAUCUGGACCAAAAAACGAAACUUCUCCAACCACAUGGCCACCAUGCAGAGGCUCUUCGUGACCCAGUUCAAACAGGGCUUGAAAGGCUUACGGUCUCCGGCCUCCAUCGCAGAUAAAGUCUUCUGCUCUCUGCCCUACUCACUGGGCAGGGUUCUCUCCAUUUGGAGCCAGCAUGGGCCCUCUGCCUGCCCCCUCGAAAUCUCUGCUUUGCAUUCAAACCACAGCAAGUGGCAGCCAAGCCUGCAGACGAGCCUGUCACACACUGCUUUGAACCAUGUGCCACUUCCAGGUACAGAAUUUGCAAGGAGUACUCGAGGCUGUCAGAGAAGGCUAGAGCCUCCAUUCUCUGCCUUGGUACCAAAGUCUUGCUUGAUAACAGAAACCCCUGUUGGCAAGUUCCUGCUUUCAGCCUCCGAAUUCCAGGUUCCUGUUUUUGAUGAGCUGGAUGGGGUGACAGCAGUGUGCCCUCGACCACAGAGCAGCUCUUCAGAACAAAAAGAGGCAGAGCCAGAGAAGAGGCCAAAGAAAGUGUCACAGAUUCGCAUCCGGAAAACUAUUCCUAAGCCAGACCCUAACCUUACCCCCAUGGGCCUCCCUCGACCUAAAAGAUUAAAGAAAAAAGAGUUUAGUUUAGAAGAAAUAUAUACCAACAAGAAUUAUAAGUCCCCUCCGGCUAACAGGUGUCUAGAAACCAUCUUUGAGGAACCUAAGGAACGCAAUGGCACUCUGAUCUCAAUCAGUCAGCAGAAGAGGAAGCGAGUUCUGGAAUUUCAGGAUUUCACGGUCCCUCGGAAAAGGAGGGUUCGUGGGAAAGUCAAGGUGGCAGGCAGCUUUACCAGGGCCCAGAAGGCAGCCCUGCAGAGUCGAGAGCUGGAUGCCCUUUUGAUACAGAAGCUAAUGGAACUGGAGACCUUCUUUGCCAAGGAAGAGGAACAGGAGCAAUCAUCAGGCUGUUGA
Elephantulus edwardii (Cape elephant shrew) is the source of this 6240-nucleotide messenger RNA. RefSeq names its product proline rich 14-like (gene PRR14L). The coding region runs from base 1 to 6240 and encodes 2079 amino acids. The transcript has 10 exons. The record is from RefSeq and is a predicted model, not a curated record. Lineage: Eukaryota; Metazoa; Chordata; Mammalia; Macroscelidea; Macroscelididae.